AUGCCAGGCCAAAUCCAUGCUUCUUGUGGGGAGAACGCCAACGACGUCGUUAUCCUUGGCUGCGGCAUCAUCGGCUUGUGUACCGCGUACUAUCUCACAGAAAGUGGAAAUACAGAUCCAAAGAGUAUUCAUCUGGUUGAUUCGAGUCCGAAGUUAUUCCAUUGCGCGUCUGGCCUUGCUGCGGGCUUCUUGAGUGCCGACUGGUUCGCACCAUCCGUAGCUUCCCUCGGCGCGUUAUCCUUCAAACUUCACGCCGACCUCGCCAACGCGCAUUCCGGACGUACAACAUGGGGAUACUCGCAGUCCACCGGAAUCUCCCUUUCACAAGACAGCGAAUCAGCCAUUGGCGGUAGCGGCGAAGACUGGCUUGAGAAUGGAACGAGUCGAGCACAAUUAGCGAAUCACAAUAAGCCCUGGGAAGAACAGGCUGCCGGACCAGAAUGGCUUCGGCGCACACAGGAAGGCAUCAUGGAGGUUAUAAGUAGGGAUGGGACGACCGCACAAAUCGAUCCGUUGAGAUUCUGCCAGUGGCUUCUGAAAGAAGUUCAGAGAAGGGGGGUCACGAUACAUCAGCCUGCGACGGCGACAGCCAUCAUCAAGGACUCAGAAGACGUGUUGCGCGGUGUGAGGAUAUCAGAGGGUGAUGGCACACAGUCGGAGACAGAGUUACCAUGUAGCCGUCUCGUCAUAACCUCCGGUGCGUGGUCUCCACGCGUCUUCAGCACCCUCUUCCCAUCCUCGAAAGCGCGCAUCCCCGUCUCCUCGUUAGCUGGCCACUCGCUGCUCGUUCGAAACCCACACCACAAACCCGAAGAGCUCGACAAGGAAGUCUGCCACGCAGUCUUCGCGACAGAUACACUUGGCUUCUCGCCAGAAUGGUUCGCGAGAUUGGGUGGAGAGCUGUACCUGGCCGGGCUCAAUAGCACAAACAUACCUCUACCGGAGGUUGCAACAGACGUUCAAGCUAGUGCGAAGGCUAUCGAGCAGUUGAAACAGUGUGCGAAGGCUAUGAUGGUGAACGUCCCAGGCAGAGACAUGGAGAUUUUGAGGGAAGGCUUGUGCUUCCGUCCAGUCACAUCUAGCGGCCGACCCAUCGUAUCGCGGAUACCGGACGAAAAGCUCGGAGGCAUCAGGACGAAAGAUGAAAGAACUGGCGGUGUUUAUAUAGCGGCGGGUCAUGGUGCCUGGGGCAUAUCGCAUGCGCCUGGUACUGGACUUGUGCUGUCGGAGCUGAUAGAAGGGCGGGAAGCAAGCGCGAAUAUUGAGGCGUUGCAAUUACCAACGUAA
Alternaria novae-zelandiae is the source of this 1287-nucleotide messenger RNA. RefSeq lists its product as uncharacterized. Gene Ontology annotation, molecular function: oxidoreductase activity. The transcript is spliced from 4 exons. NCBI's taxonomy places the organism in Eukaryota, Fungi, Ascomycota, Dothideomycetes, Pleosporales, Pleosporaceae. The record is from RefSeq and is a predicted model, not a curated record. Gene Ontology annotation, biological process: retrograde transport, endosome to Golgi. Gene Ontology annotation, cellular component: late endosome; cytoplasm. Bases 1 to 1287 code for a protein of 428 amino acids.